Molecule: messenger RNA, 2274 nt
Organism: Hirsutella rhossiliensis
Lineage: Eukaryota; Fungi; Ascomycota; Sordariomycetes; Hypocreales; Ophiocordycipitaceae
Product: glycosyl hydrolase family 92 protein
Exons: 8
Coding region: 1-2274 (757 amino acids)
Biological process (GO): glycoprotein catabolic process; carbohydrate metabolic process; protein quality control for misfolded or incompletely synthesized proteins
Cellular component (GO): cytosol; nucleus
Molecular function (GO): carbohydrate binding; peptide-N4-(N-acetyl-beta-glucosaminyl)asparagine amidase activity
Source: RefSeq, a predicted model, not a curated record
AUGCACCUGCGGCGACUCCUGGCCGUGACAGUGCUGCGCCCUCUCGUCGCAGCCGGUUUUGCUGGACCAGAUGUACUCGACCUGGUUGAUCCGCUGAUUGGGACCAUCGCGGGCGGCCAUGUAUUUCCUGGCGCGAGCUUGCCCUUUGGCAUGGCAAAGGCCGUUGCCGAUGUAAACGAGGAACUCCAGGGAGGCUUUGCCUCUAAUGAUGCCGACAUCACUGGCUUCUCGCACAUGCAUGAUAGCGGCACUGGUGGUGGCGCAUCAUUGGGCAACUUCCCUCUAUUUCCACAGACGGGAUGUCCUGGUGAUCAGUUCCACAACUGCCUUUUCACAAAGUCUGAUCGGGCCAUCAAGAGAGUCAAUGGCACCGUCGUUGCGCGUCCUGGGUACUUUGCGGUAUCGCUCGUCUCGUCGAUCCGCGCCGAGAUGACCGUCGCCAACCACACGGCUCUAUAUCGAUUUACGUUUCCCAAAGGAGGGACUGGCGAGAGCCAACGGACACAUGAAGUUACGAAUGCUCCGGCACCAUAUAGCCCUCUGAUUCUUGCUGAUCUGACGGAUCUCUCCAAUUCAAGGAGCGAGGGAAGUGUCACGGUGGAUGCAAGGAGCGGCCGCAUCAAGGGCAGCGGAACCUUUUCGCCGUCUUUUGGCAUCGGCAAGUAUACGUUGCACUUUUGCGCUGACUUUCGCGGCGCAGAGGUUCGGGACACUGGCGUUUUCAGCGACGAUGGAGCCGUGAAUGGGACACAGACCCUGGAUUCUUCCUCUGGUGGUUCUACCGCUGGGGCUUGGGUGUGGUUUGAACGCCCAAAGUCUAACGAAAUACUCGCUAGGGUGGGACUGUCGUUCAUGAGCACUGCCCAGGCUUGUAAAAACGCCGAAGCUGAGAUUGGUGACUUCGACUUCCAGGCCACCAGAGCGACUGCCGAAAAGGCGUGGCGAAAGAAGCUCAGUGUUGUAUCCGUGGACAACUCCGGCAUUUCCAAGUCAAUACAGAGGUCCUUUUGGAGUAGCAUUUAUCGCUCCUUCAUAUCGCCGCAGGACUACACUGGGGAGAAUCCGCUGUGGCAGAGCGAUGAGCCCUACUUUGACUCGUACUAUUGCAUUUGGGACAGCCAUAGGACCACACAUCCUCUUCUGACGCUUCUCGACCCCCAUGCUCAAGCCCUCAUGGGCGGCAGCAACGCCGAUAACGUCUUGGCCGACUCUUACUUGAAAGGCUUGAAGGACGGCAUUGACUGGAAGAUGGGCUACGAGGCGGUUGUGUCCGAUGCCGAAGUGCAGCCGCGGGAUUGGACUGUCGAGGGCCGCGGCGGUGUUGGCCUCCAUACGCGAUCCGUUUCCCGCACUAUUGAGUACGCGUACAAUGACUUUUGCAUUGCCAAGAUGGCCCGUGCUAUGGGAAAGGCUGAAGAUGCAGAAAAGUAUCUGAAACGAUCCCAGAACUGGAUCAACGUGUUUGAUGCCAGCUCGCGAUCGAUUCUAAACCUCACAGGAAGCCCAGACGAGGGGGACCUAGUCGACAGUGGCUUCCGGGGCUUUGUGCAACCUCGAUACACCAACGGCACAUUUGGCUACCAGGAUCCGGCUCUCUGCAGUCCCAUGCUCGAAUUUACGGGGUGCUACCUCAACCCAGGCGGACACGAGACUUAUGAAGGAGGCGCUUGGCUCUACACGUUUUACGUGCCGCACGACCAAGCGACUCUGAUCAAGGCGCUCGGUGGCCCCGGUACGUUUGUCCGUCGGCUCGAAUACUUUCACAACACACCGGGACUGUUUUAUCUUGGCGACGAGCAGUCGUACCUGCUGCUCUUCCUCUUCCACUACGCAGGACGGCCUGGGCUCUCCGCCCAAUACGUGCACAAGUACAUUCCAAGCGCCUACAACGAUACGCUCAAUGGCAUCCCGGGCAACGACGACUCGGGCGCCAUGGGCAGCUUCGUGGCACUUGUCAUGAUGGGGAUAUUCCCCGUUGGAGGCCAGGACGUUUACCUUCUCGUGCCGCCCUUCUUCCGCGAAGCCAGCAUCACGAACCCACACAGCGGCAAGACGGCCACGAUUCGAAGCCACGGAUUCGACGAUGCCUACAAAAAUAUUUACAUACAAAGCGCUAAAAUGAAUGGCAAGCCAUACACCAAGUCUUGGAUAACGCACAGCUUCUUCACAGAAGGUGGGCUUUUGGAGCUUACUCUGGGCUCGCGAGAGAGUCCUACCUGGGGCACGAGGAAGGCAGACCUCCCGCCGAGUGCUCCGACGCAGUUCCAAAGAUAG